Molecule: messenger RNA, 4059 nt
Organism: Pisolithus orientalis
Lineage: Eukaryota; Fungi; Basidiomycota; Agaricomycetes; Boletales; Pisolithaceae
Exons: 17
Coding region: 1-4059 (1352 amino acids)
Source: RefSeq, a predicted model, not a curated record
AUGCACAUGAGCCAGCCAUCCUCUGGGUGCAAUACCUGGGUCAACAACUUAGUCCACCUUCACAAGUCUCUCCAACCUUUGAGCUUGAACAUUCAUAACUCUCAACACCCAACACACUUAGAAGAUGUCCUGAUGAGCACUGACCCCGAUGACUAUGCAACUCAUGAUUACCUGGAUUUUGUUCAUAUGGCAUUUGACAUGUUGGGGCCAACCACAGAUGACUUUGAGGGCACAGCUAAAACAUUUGGACUUGGCCCAAUGUUUAUGGACAAAUUUAACAGCAACCAGUUCAGCAACCUACAGGCAUCAAAUCUGCCUGAGCAUGAGAGCUAUAGACUCUUUCUUGUCAUUGUCAAUUCCAGAGCACUUCGUGGGCUGGCUGAGUUACUUCCUGGCAGGCUGCACUGGUGCUCAAUGGAGAUUACUCCUUUGCAGCCAACCAAACACCCUGUGCACAUCAUCCAUGAACCAUGGAUACAAGUUAGCUCUCCUCAGAGCCUUGGUUAUGUUACAAAUAUUAUCUUCAAGUCCUUCAGAGAUACAUUUACCUCCAUAGCUCCCAGCUAUUCUGCCUCCUUCAACCAGGGUGGCUUGUCAGAGGACAGCCUGGUCAGCCUAUAUGACAAUGAUAGAAAGUGCUGGAACUGGGAGCUUCGUCCACCCCCAGUCUCUGAUUCACAUCCUGAGCAACCUGGGCCACUUGCCUCAGAGCUGCCAGUAGAAUCAGAAAAGCUCUGCUUUGAAAAGCAAGUUGCUCUGUUUCUCAAUGCUAUCAGAACCACCACCAAAUCCACAAUGCCCAGUCUAUCCAGCAAACCCCAGCAUCAAUGGAUGGUGGACUGGAGCAGAACCAGCUUGCAAGGUUCUACAGGUUAUUCCCAAAAGCCUGACCUCAUCCUUGUCAAUAACACCCCAGUAUCCCUCAACAAGAUUAUGUGGUUAAGUCCCAAAGUCAUCGCCAAGUACUCAAAGGAGUCUUUCAAGCCAGCAUCCCACCUUGGGAAGAUGAUGGACACUAAGGCAUAUCUAACCCUCGUUGACCAGCCCUGGAGGUGCUAUGUCCUUGGAUUAUCAAUUACUGAUAGUGAACUUCUUCAACUUCACUUUUACAACCACUCUGGUGGUGCAAUCUCACCCUCUAUCAAUAUCCACACUGAUGCAGAAGUCUUCAUAUACAUUGUAUGUGCCAUUGCAUUUGGCUCCUGCUCAACCCUUGGCUUUGAUUCAACCAUAGAGAUAUCCCCCCAUCCUGCACACAGCUGCAAAUGCACAACACUUGCGAUACCUCUCUCCCCUUUCCCCUCUCCUGCAACACCUUCUCCUCACUUGGAGUUGGGCAUCCUCCCCAGUGCAAACCCACUCCUGACUCCUGUAUCACCCAAACACAUCCCAGCAAUUGGGAGGAUCCAAGUAAACAAGACCUUCUAUGAGGUGCUUGAUGUAUUAUUCUCGAGCACAGGCUUUCUAGGAAGGGGUACUGUUUGUUACCUUGCAUGCUACAAUGGGGAAUACUACAUCAUCAAGGAUUAUUGGGUGGAGGAGUUGGAGCAGAGGACAGCCCUGCACAAAGUCAACAUGAUGAAGCUGGUCCAGGACAUUGAUGGAGUUCCCAAGUUGCAACACUACUGGGUCAUCAAGGUCAAGCUGGGCAUUGUUGAUAAAACUGAACAAUAUCAUGAUGAGAAGUGGCAAUCAUGCAUGAAGUCUCAGAGAACUCAUGUGCAAUUGGCUAUGAAACCAUUCCAACAGCAGGCUCUCAAGAGUGGUGUCCUCCAUCGAGAUUGUAGCAUCAACAAUACAAUGAUCAAGGACUUCGCAAAUGGGUUGUGCAGCUUUCUCCUUGACUGGGAAUUUGCUGUAUGGGUCACAUUACAGGGGGAGUAUGACUUGGGCAGCACAGAAGCCAUCACUAGAAGUGGAAAGACUAAUGUCCCAUCAAUCUGGAAAAAUGAUAUCGAAUCCCUGUUCUACAUUUUCAUCUGGAUCCUCAUCCUUUAUGAUGGGCCACUUGGCCAUGAGCAUCAAGAUAUCAGCCAUGAAAAGACACUUCUUGGCUUGUGGAGUGAAAAGGUGGCCAAAGAUCUCAAAAUUGCCAGAUGCACCAAGUUCACAUUCCUUAAUGACCCAUCCAAAUUGAGGCUGGAUUCCAAGGUCUUGCAAUAUUUUCAAGAUCUAAUCCCUCUGGCUAAUGAGUGGCAUGUAUUGCUUGGGCAGUCCCUGCUGAGCAGAACUGCAGUGCAGUUCUCUGAUGUUAUCUCCCUUUUUGAUCAUUUCUUGGCCAGCAUGCCAUACAAGAAACCACCAGAGAUGAUGAAUGCAUUCCAGCAGAUCAUUGCCCAGCACAAAGUGCUUAAUUCAAGCAUGUGUCUGAGUCAGGAGAACAAUAUGGAUGUUAUGUCUUCAGCAAUUAUGUCUUCUAAAUGCCUUUGUGAAGAGUGUUUCAAUUCAUUUGCAGUGGGAAGCCCACCCAUCAAUCUCAAAGAGUCUCAGUCUGUUGCCACAGCAGGACUUCAUCAUAGUGAAAGGGAAGGGGCAGGUUCAGGUGGAAGGGCCAAGCAAUCGGAGCAGAUUGGUACUGCCCUUGAAGGCCAAGCUACACAGCUGCGAAAGUCGACAGAUCUCCCCAACAAUUCCAUUGUAAAUCCUCUUGCACCUCUGCCCACUCAGCAGAAAAAGGGUGGGGGCUGCAGUGCUGGCCAGAAUGCAAAACUGAAGUCCAAUGUCACCCCACCACCCUACAUGCCUCCCAUUGUGAAUGGUCCUAGCCCAGCUGAUAUGCCUCUGAAUCCCAUCCCUCAGUCCUCAACAGCAGUAGCAACACCUGUCUUCCAUCAGCACCCCACAGACUCCCAUCACUUUGGUUUCAGUGUUCUGGCUCAACAGCCAGGUCAUAUCAUGCCUCCCGGGAUGGAACCUGACCUUCAAGUGCUCAAUAAUCCUUAUAUUGCUGUGAUUCAGGGAGACCAAGUUCCCAGUAAUACAUCUCAUCCACCAACACCCCAGCCCAACUACCAGUCUCGGUUUAUCCCCCACCAGCCACCUGCUACCAUUCCUGACUCUUGUAUUGACCCCUCCCUUGAUAGCUCACUCUCAUUGAGACAAACUUCGGCAACCACUGACAUUUGCCACAAGAGUUCAGAGAAGCUGUCAUCAGAGGGCUCCUCAGAAGAGUCAGAGUCCUCAAGUAAUAACCCAUCAGACACAGAGGCUGGUGAGGUCUCCAGUGAUGAGUUUGACAAUGAUGAGGAUGAUGCAUUUGGAUGGGGUGCAACAAAUCUUAGGCAAUCAACUCAUCCUGGCUUCUCCCAAGAAAUGAUGACAAGCAAUCCUAUUCACCACAAUUCCUUACCCCCUGACCACGAGUUUCAGUACUCAUGCAACAAGGAUGACAAUGCAGCUCUGCGAAGCUUACAAUCCAAGGACAAGGCUCAGCCAGAGGGUUCCCAACAUGGCACUUUCAUUGACAUUCUUGAAUGCCACCAUCACACUAACAGCCAUCCUGUUCCCAAUCAUGAUCUUCUGACCCUUGUGCAUGACUCGGUCAACAAAGUAUCUCAGCACACCAGAGCCCCUCAUAACUCCAAGAAAGCUAAGGAUGAGGGCCCAUUGCCUUCACAAUUGAGAUUUUAUGAGGCAGUAUGGAAGGACUGUCUUGAAGAUGCUAACCUCUCCACAACAGAGGCGCUCAUCACUGUCAUCAUUGAGUGGAAUCAAUGCAGUGUGCAAUUUGAAGAUGGUUACUGGCCUGACCACAAGCAAGAUAUGGCAUGCCUUCUCCUUGGUGAUAUGUCUACCUGGCAUUUGGAAUUGAAGUUGGUUACACUGGCAACCACACCAUCCACAUUCAACCUUAUCCCUCCUUCUGAUGUUGCACCAUGGGUUCAUGUACAAUGGAUAGAGACCACUGCCACAAAGCUCCUUGACAACUCACUUUUCCUGCAAGAUGGUUUUGACAAGAAUAUUGGUUUAUCAGGGAAAAACCAGGAAUUUCACUCACCCCACCCUCAAGGAAGCUGUCAUACAAUUCUACUAUACCAGGACCUAUCAAAUCGUGGAUAA